UAUACAGAGGAAUUUAACAGAUACAGAGGAAUAUUUUUUCUUUUUGGUGUCUGUUAAAGGAAGAAAACGCAUGAUGAGACGAGAGAGAAAUUGAAAAGCAUCAAUCAAUUAAUGAAUCAAAGGAAUCACGGGUUGGUCAGGAAUUGGAAACGGAGGAUGAUGAUGCCUAACUGAAAAUGGAGGACACGGUGAUCAUGUGCCUCGAUUGCUGGCAGCAACGCAUGGACAGCAUUUUUCAAACAGAGAGAGUGCUCGUCUCCUAUCUCCAUCCCCACCCUCAUUCUCCUCUCCCCUUCUCCUCUAGGGCUGUAUGCCAGAUUCAGUUGACUGAGAGGGUGGAUAAGACAUCUAGCAAAGAGGAUACAGCCGAAAUCAUUCUGGUGGCUGUUGCAAAUCAUGAAGGCCAGUGCUUGAGAAAAUACAUAGGUGGACAGGUUUCAGUAAUUGUUGAGGGGAAUAAAUUUGGAAAUGAUCGGAAGGAUCUACCAAGAGAUUCUUGCUGUUGUCUGAACCACAAUGGUGGUGCUUUGGGGGUAGUGGGAUGUCAGAAUCCCAACAUUAACUAUUGUGACAGGCUCCUUUAUUUAAAGAAUAUUGCUACGCUAGGACCGAUUGCAAAUGUUGGUACUGCUUCCUAUGCAGCAAUUAAGCACCUUGUAUGCAACUUCUUAUCUUCCUCGAUUGAAAAUAAAACAUUGGAAUCACUCAAUCUCCUUCUUGAAGGUAAACCAACCCGGGAGGCUGCAGAGUUUCUUCAUUUAGUUGGUAUUCCUGACUUUGGUGAGAGUAUUACUUCCGGUUGUGUCAGGCAUCCUAACAUAGUGCCCAAUCUUGGGCUUCUGAAAAUAGAUGGAUAUAGUUUUAUGUUGUACCCAAAAGCACCUUACACUUUGGAGAAUAUUUUGCACUAUAGCCCUGGGGCAUUAAAGUCUGAUUGGCAUAUUAGAUUUCUUAUGUAUCAAGUACUCUCCGCUUUGGUGCACAUGCACAGUUCAGGUGUUGCCCAUGGUGCUCUAGACCCAUUGAGCAUAAUGUUGAAAGAUUCAUGUUGGUGUUGGCUGAGUUUGUCAGAUGGGCGGUGCUUAAAAAGUCACCUUCUGCACUCUGGCGGCGAAGAAGAGCUUGUUGGUUCUUUGUCGGUAAAGGUAACGUGUUGCAUGCCUCACUGUUCAUGUGAAGCCAUGUAUAGUGAUUUGAAGUUGUCAUCUUCCAUAGAUUGGACUUCUGAUUUCAAGAGGUGGUGGAAAGGUGAAUUAACUAAUUAUGAAUACCUCCUUACUCUGAACAGAUUGUCAGGGAGGAGGUGGGGAGACUGCACUUUCCAUACAGUGAUGCCCUGGGUGAUGGAUUUCAGCGUGAGACCUGAUGAGCACUCUCACUCUGGUUGGAGAGACCUCCAAAAGAGCAAGUGGAGGUUGGCAAAAGGCGAUGAGCAAUUGGAUUUUACGUAUUUAACAUCAGAAGUGCCUCACCAUGUCUCAGAUGAAUGCCUUUCUGAGCUAGCUGUGUGCAGUUACAAAGCUAGAAGGCUUCCCUUGAGUGUAUUGCGCUGUGCUGUUCGUUCGGUUUAUGAACCCAAUGAAUAUCCUGCUACCAUGCAGAGGUUGUAUCAAUGGACUCCGGAUGAGUGUAUUCCUGAGUUCUACAGCGACCCUCGUAUUUUUCAGUCUAUUCAUUCUGAAAUGAGUGAUUUAGCUGUACCAUCUUGGGCAAGUUCUCCUGAGGAGUUCAUUGAAUUGCAUCGGGCUGCUCUUGAAAGUGACCGGGUUUCUCAGAAAAUUCACCAUUGGAUAGACUUGACAUUUGGCUACAAGCUCUCUGGUGAGGCUGCUAUUGCUGCUAAGAAUGUCACCUUGCCUACAUCUGAACCAACAAUGCCCAGGGCUACGGGACGUCGACAACUCUUUUCCGAACCGCAUCCAAUGCGCCUACACUCUUCCUGGAGAAACACACACUAUCAUCACAAACAAGAAAUGAACACUGCAUGUGAGAUUCGAGAAAAUGGAAGCAAGACGAAUUUUAAAGCUAUUGAAGAAGCUGAGGAUGUUAACCAUCGAGGAAUUGAUUAUCUUGAGGCAUUGGAAGCUGCAGCAUCUUUCUGUGAACAUUUCAGGAAUUUGAAUCCGUGCUACACAGUCCAUCCUCAAGGUUCUAUUGAGAAUAUAUGUGAACAGUCAACAAAAGCACGAGCUGAAUCGGUAGUUGUGCAGGCUCCUGUUCAUGAAUCAUCAUGCAUUGGCUUAAAUGGGCUCCUUGAAUAUUUUGAGAGUGAGGAUGAUGAUGAAAAGGGAUUUCAAGAAUUGCUAAUGUGGAAGAAGAAGUCGUCUUGCCAGGGAUCCUAUUCAGAAGAUAUGUCAGGAGAUAUAUUUUCCAUGGGUUGCAUUCUAGCCGAACUUCAUUUGAAGCAGCCACUAUUUGACCCAAUCUCAUUAACUAUGUAUAAGGAGCAUGGUAGUCUACCAGGAUUACUACAAAAGCUUCCUCCUCAUGUUCAAGUCCUUGUCGAAUCAUCACUGGAGAGGGAUUGGAAGAGGAGGCCUUCUGCAAAAUCUUUCUUGGAAUCACCUUAUUUUCCCCCAACAGUCCGGACUGUUUAUCAGUUUCUUGCUCCGCUUCAAUUCAUGGCAAGUCUGGGUUCUCGUCUACAGUAUGCAGCCAAAUUGGCUAGAGAAGGGGCGUUGCGAUUAAUGGGUUCAUUUGCUGCUGAAAUGAGUGUUUCUCACUGUCUACCCCUUAUUGUGGACACAUCUUCAGAUUCUGAGGCUGAAUUAGCAUUUUACCUGCUCAAAGAAUUUAUGAAGUGCCUGAGGCCCCCUGCUGUAAAGACACUUAUAUUACCCGCCAUCCAGAAUAUUCUUCAGACCACAGAAUAUUCUCAUUUGAAGGUUGCUCUUCUCCAAAACUCUUUUGUGCGAGAUAUAUGGAAGCAAUUGGGUAAACAAGCAUAUCUAGAGAAGAUACACCCUUCAGUUAUCUCAAACUUGUACAUGCUACCUCACAAGAACACUGCUUCUGCUGCGUCUGUCUUGUUGAUUGGUUCUUGUGAAGAACUUGGAGUGCCAAUCUCUAUUCAUCAGACAAUCAUGCCCCUGGUGCGCUGUUUUGGAAAAGGACUUGCGGCUGAUGGCAUUGAUGCCUUGAUACGUAUUGGGGGGCUUUUAGGAGAAAAAUUUGUUGUGAGACAACUUCUGCCUAUUUUACGGAGUAUUGCUUCCUCUUGCAUUGCUCUUGCGUACAUGGAUAAGCCGGAGCCUGUGCAGAGCUGGAGUUCUCUAGCUUUAAUUGAUUGUCUUGCCACUUUGGAUGGACUCAUUGCAAUCUUGACAAGGGACGCAGUCAUCAGUGAACUUUUUCAGGACGAGGUCUGUCUCCAUGUUAAGGUUCUGAUGCAGAAACAUCUCGACUUGGUAGUGCUUCAGGUUGCUGCAAAUGCACUUGUGGCAGUUUGCCAAAGGAUUGGACUGGAUGCCACAGCAUUGCACAUCCUUCCACAGCUCAAAGAGCUCUUUGACGAACUAGCGUUUUCACCAGAGAUAAGUCAUGGGCCAGGUUCUCAGGGAUUGAAAGCAAAUGUUGUUAAAUCAAAAUCUGAUGAAGAAGCUCAAAUUGUGAGCCGUUCUGAUCUUGUGUUGUUAUUGUAUCCUCCAUUAGCAUCUCUGCUUGGCAUAGAGAAGCUUCGUCAGUGCUGUACCACAUGGUUGCUUCUUGAGCAAUUUCUUUCUCGGCAUUAUAGUUGGAAGUGGGAACAUGCAGGAGAGACAUGCGGUACAGGUUUAAAGAAUUUGUAUGCACAAAGGCCUCUUCUCAGCAAUAUUCCACCAUCUGAAUAUAAUCCAGCCAAGUUGUUGCUUAAUGGCGUUGGAUGGUCUAUUCCACAGUCUCAGCUGAUGAGAACUGGCAAGAACUCAUUGAAUCAUAAACAACUAGAGGAUCUGCAAUCUGUUGGGGGUCCUGAAGUAUUGACUAGUUCCCACAAACGUGAACCCUGGUUUUGGUUCCCUGGUUCAACUGAUAUUUGGGAAGGUUCUGAUUUUGCCAAUAGAGCUGGUAACCUAAAAGAUGAACUUCCUUGGAAGAUUAAAGCGUCUGUGCUUCACUCUGUUCGUGCACAUGCUGGAACUUUGAGAGCACUUGCUGUUGAUGGCGACGAAUGUACAGUUUAUUCUGGAGGGGUUGGUACUGGAUUCAAAGGUAUUGUUCGAAAGUGGGAAUUACCAGAAAUAGACAGUAUUUCAGGUUAUUUUGGCCACGAGGAGAUUGUCAAUGGAAUUUGUAUAUUAUCUGCUAGUCAAAGGGUGGCUUCUUGUGAUGGGACAAUACACAUCUGGAAUAGUCAGAAUUCAAAGCUCAUUAAAGUAUUCUCAGAACUUGAACUUUCAACAGUUUCCUCUCAUUCAAGUUUCUCAUCUACUGUAUCAAAGGUGAAUACUGAGCACGGGACUGGAAUUAAUGCUGCUCCACUAUCAGGAGGAAUCUUAUCUAAUGCUUUUAAUGGGACCUUGUACACAUGCAUGCAUUACUUGGAAUCUGAUGAUAUGCUUGUAGCUGGCACCGGUUGCGGAUCACUAAGGUUUAUCGAUGUUGCUCAAGAUCGUAAGCUGCACCUAUGGAAGUGUGAAGCAUUUGAAUCCUCCUUUGCAUCUAUUGUGUCUUCUAUUUGUUAUUGUGGGUCUGAUAAGUGGCAAGCUGGGACAUCAUCAUCAUCAUCAUCUUGGAUAGCAGCUGGGUUCAGUUCAGGUCAUUGUAGGCUGCUUGAUAUAAGAAGUGGGAAUCUAGUUGCUCUUUGGCGAGCCCAUGAUGGAUUUAUUACCAAGUUGGCAGCACCAGAAGACCAUUUACUUGUGUCAAGUUCCCUUGAUAGAAAGAUAUGCAUUUGGGACCUGAGGAGAAACUGGUCAGCUCCAUUGCGUGUGAUUAGAGGCCAUUCAGAUGGUAUCUCCGGUUUCUCCAUAUGGGGUCAAGAUAUGAUUUCAGUUUCUGGCAAUAAGAUCGGGAUAUCCUCUCUUUCUAAAUCCUCGGAUGAGCAGCAGAUUUUCCCACAAAAACUGUAUGCAGCUGAUCGUAGUACCAAGAAUAUGUCAGCUCUAUCAAGCAUAUGCGUUCUUCCUUUUUCUCGGCUAUUUCUGGUUGGGAGUGAGGAUGGCCAUCUUAAGACGUGUUGCUAGCUUAAUAGUUGUGCAUUUUGUUAUUAUGCUCCCUCCCUCUUCUUCUUUUUUUUGUUUAAAUGUGGCCUUAAUCUCUCUUCCUCAACUUGUUCCUUUGUUCACCCAAAAUGUUCAGCCGUGCAUCGCACAUUGUGCGGGUGAAUGUUUUUUAAUUUUGGCCAAUGAAUUCGACCAUUUGUUAGGUGACGUUCAAAUGUCGUUGUAAUGAAGCAAAUUCAGAGUCCAUUUAUAGGUCCGCAUUUAAUAGCAGAUGCCCAUGGGUUUAGAA
Messenger RNA from Amborella trichopoda, 5433 nucleotides. Its product is annotated as protein serine/threonine kinase. NCBI's taxonomy places the organism in Eukaryota, Viridiplantae, Streptophyta, Magnoliopsida, Amborellales, Amborellaceae. The record is from RefSeq and is a predicted model, not a curated record. Gene Ontology annotation, molecular function: protein binding.